AUGCCCGAUCCACACUACCUCCCAGACCUCGAUACUUUGACCCUGCAUAUCAACCCUUGGGAGUUGCACAUUGCAGACCCGGAUUUCGAAAUUGAAGACCAGAUCCGCGCCAUCAAGUCCGGAUCUCAUGAUGCGCACAAGGAUGUCGAGCAUCAAACGGUAUUUAGCGAGCUUCUCAACUCAAACCUGCCCCCGGAAGAAAAGGCCGUUGAGGGACUCAAGCACGAAGGUGGAUCCAUCGUUGCAGGCGGCAUCGAAACAACAUUGACAGCCUUGUCUAAAGCAGGCUUCUACAUCGUCGAACAUCCGGCCAUCAAGGCAAAGCUACGUAAAGAAUUGGAAUCUGUAUUUCCAGACCCGCGUGUAACACCGUGCCUAGUCACUCUGGAAGCACUGCUGUACCUUGGCGCAAUCGUCAACGAAACCCUUCGCAUCACGAUUAGCAUCUCACCGCACACAGCGCGCAAAUCCCGCAAAGUGCCUGUGGUAUUCAAAGACUUGGUCAACCCAUCUGGUGCAGACUUCAGCAUGACGGCCUACUACACACACAUGGACCCGCGCAUCUGGGACGAGCCGCAUGAGUUUUUGCAUGAGCGGUGGCUUGAGAGGGUACUGGCAACAACUGGAGAGCCGCUAAGUACCUAGUUGCAUAUAGCAAGGGUCUCUGAAUGUGUCUUGGAGUCAACUUGGCACGCGCAGAGUUGUAUCUUGGCUUGGCUAUUAUCUUUCGCCGGCUCAACCUUGACCUAUUUAAGACCGGACGCGAUGCGGUGCAGAUGAAAACUGAUUAUCUAAUCUCUUUCCCUGACCGGAAAAAUAGGGGUGUGAGAGUUUUGGUGAAGUGAGCAAGAGCUUGGAUGUGCGGAGUAUGACUUUACGCUGUACUGGUUUGGAAAAGUCUAGAUACAGGAUUUAAUUUAACCUACUAUAAUUUAUCCAGGAGCCAAUAUGCUAAUACGUACAAGAUUAGCGUCUGUAUCCAUUUAGAAUUGAUUGGCAAUCAACUCUUGGCUUUCUG
This is a messenger RNA of Exserohilum turcica Et28A, 1018 nucleotides long. RefSeq lists its product as uncharacterized. NCBI's taxonomy places the organism in Eukaryota, Fungi, Ascomycota, Dothideomycetes, Pleosporales, Pleosporaceae. The coding region runs from base 1 to 645 and encodes 214 amino acids. Gene Ontology annotation, molecular function: monooxygenase activity; oxidoreductase activity, acting on paired donors, with incorporation or reduction of molecular oxygen; heme binding. The record is from RefSeq and is a predicted model, not a curated record. The transcript has 3 exons.